GGUUACCAAUUGUUGUUUCAAAAUUGUGCAAUCAAGCAAUCAAGCAAUCAAUCAACCAAUCAAUCAAUCAAUCAAUCACGCAAUCAAUCAAGCAAUCAAUCAAGCAAUCAAUCGCAAUCAAGCAAUCAAUUUCUCUUUUACCGCCCUAACUUCCAUCAGUUCCUUUAACGACAACAAAGGAGGAAAACCCUGAUACAUAUGCCAUGUUCGAUUUCACUCCAAUCAUAAUCCGAUUGAUCCACAGUUUUGGCAAUCAAUCAAUCCAUCAAAUCAGGCACUCGAUCAAUCAAUCAAUCAACGAAUCAAGCAAGCAAUCAAGCAAUCAAGCAAUCAAGCAAAUCAAGCAAAUCAAGCAAGCAAUCAAGCAAGCAAUCAAGCAAGCAAUCAAGCAAAAUUCAAUCUAGGAAAGAAGCGAAGUAUUAUCCUCCCUCGCUUCAGCUAAUCAUCAAUGGCGACGGCGGCGGCGGCGGCGGCCGCAGCUGCAGCUGCUGCUGCCGCAUCAGCGGGUUCCGCGAGUAUUCCCGCGCAUUUCUUGCUUAUGUGUACAGGCCAGCUGGAAAGUGCAGAUAUACCUAAUUGCCGUAAUGCCUACUGCAAGCUCAUGCUCGUCAGCGGCAAUGAUUGGCACCUCGUUGAUGGCCUCGAGGACGGGAUCACGCAGAUCGCUCGCCAGUCCUCCUGCUCUGACCUGCAGAGACUGGUCUGGAACUUUCCUAUUGAGGUAACCUACAAGUCUACCAACCCGUUCGGUUGGCCGCAGUUAGUGCUCAGCGUCUUCGAGGUCGACGCCUUGGGUCGGGAUAUCAUCCGGGGUUAUGGGUGUAUCCACCUCCCGAUCAAGGCGGGCCGAUACGUGCGCAAGGUCCGACUGUACCGUCCCGUCUCCUCCUCCUUGUUGCAGCAAUUUACGUCUUGGGUCAUGGGAAUGCCGGCGGAGUUCACUGAUCCUAGACUACCUAGCAUGGGAGAAGGGCGAGAGGUGACACGUGUAUCGUCGUCGGGAUCUGCCUUCGUUCAAUUCAACAUAAUCACCAAGGAUAUGGGCUUAUUCGGCUACUCUGAAACUCCGGGACCUGAAAGAGGAGGUACACUGACGUCAGACGGCUUCCACCUCAUGUAAGGUGGAGUGAAGGCAUCAGACGGAAGUGCCACGUCAGCAAAACUUCCACGUCAAGACAACUUCCACGUCAACACAGCUUCCACAUCAGCACAACUUCCACGUCAGACGGCUUUCAUCUCAUGCGAGGAGGGAACAGAUCAUGGGAAAGCUCCACGUCAGCAAAAGUUGGAAAUCAGCCGUUCACAUCAGACGGGUUCCGGACUUGCCACGUCAGCAAAACUUCCACGUCAACGAAACUUGCCACGUCAGCACAAUUUCCAGUCAGAGGGCUUGUGUCUCAUGCCAGGGGGGAAGAGAUCAUGGGAAAGCUUGACGUCAGCAAAAAUUCGACGUCCCGCUCUCACGUCAGACGGCUUCCUGCCGUAUGUGAGAAGGGAGGACAUCCUAGGGAAGCUCCACGUCAGCACAACUUCCACGUCAACAAGUCCACGUCAGCACAAUUUCCACGUCAGAAAGUCCACGUCAGUACAACUUCCACGUCAGCAAGUCCACGUC
This is a messenger RNA of Chara braunii, 1615 nucleotides long. NCBI's taxonomy places the organism in Eukaryota, Viridiplantae, Streptophyta, Charophyceae, Charales, Characeae. The record is from the annotation of a GenBank genome assembly.